Molecule: messenger RNA, 1824 nt
Organism: Gopherus flavomarginatus (Mexican gopher tortoise)
Lineage: Eukaryota; Metazoa; Chordata; Testudines; Testudinidae
Gene: DMPK
Product: DM1 protein kinase
Exons: 13
Coding region: 159-1739 (526 amino acids)
Biological process (GO): actomyosin structure organization; peptidyl-threonine phosphorylation
Cellular component (GO): cytoskeleton; cytoplasm
Molecular function (GO): protein serine/threonine kinase activity; ATP binding
Source: RefSeq, a predicted model, not a curated record
GGCCAGGGGGCGCUGAGCCGGGCGCCCAUCCCCGUGGCUUCGGCGAGCGUGGCUGGAUGUGAGGGAGGGGGAGAGGGCUCUGCCGACCCACGCGCGGGGGGACCCGCCGGGCUCGCGUCCGUGUCCCCGCCCUGCCCCCCACCCCACUAGGGCCCGCGAUGUCCGCCGAGGUGCGACUGAAGCAGCUGGAGGCUCUGGCGCUGGACCGGAGCUUCCUGGGGCUGGACACGCUGCUGGACCUGCUGCUCUGCGUCUCCCACGAGCUGGGCGCCUCGCCCCUGGCCCACGAGAAAUACAUCGCGGAGUUCCUGCGCUGGGCCGAACCAGUGACCGCCCGGCUCAAGGAGCUGCAGCUGCAGCGAGACGACUUUGAGAUCCUGAAGGUGAUCGGGCGCGGCGCAUUCAGCGAGGUGGCGGUGGUGAAGAUGAAGAGGACGUCGCAGGUGUACGCCAUGAAGAUCAUGAACAAGUGGGACAUGCUGAAGCGGGGCGAGGUGUCCUGUUUCCGCGAGGAGCGGGACGUGCUGGUGAACGGAGACAAGCGCUGGAUCACCCAGCUGCACUUCGCCUUCCAGGACGAGAACUACCUGUACCUGGUGAUGGAGUAUUACGUGGGGGGCGACCUCCUGACGCUGCUGAGCAAAUUCGGGGACCGCAUCCCCCUGGACAUGGCCCGUUUCUACCUGGCCGAGAUGGUGAUGGCCAUCGACUCCAUCCACCGCCUGGGCUAUGUGCACAGAGACAUCAAACCCGACAACAUCCUGCUCGACCGCUGCGGGCACAUCCGCCUGGGGGACUUCGGCUCCUGCCUCAAGCUCCGGGAGGAUGGCACGAUCUGCUCGUCGGUGGCAGUAGGGACCCCCGAUUACCUGUCCCCCGAGAUCCUGCAGGCCGUGGAAGAUGGGAGCCACUCGUACGGCACCGAGUGCGACUGGUGGUCCCUGGGCGUCUUUGCCUACGAGAUGUUCUUUGGGCACACGCCGUUCUUCGCCGACUCCAUUGUUGAGACCUAUGGGAAGAUCAUCCACUUCAAGGAGCACUUCUGCUUCCCGCUUUCCACGCCGGAGGUGCCGGACGACGCCCGGGCCCUGAUCGAAGGGCUGCUCUGCCCCCGGGAGACGCGGCUGGGCCGGAACGGGGUGCGGGAUUUCCGGGAGCACCCCUUCUUCGCCGGCGUGGACUGGGAGGGGCUGCAGGCGUUCACCCCGCCUUUUGCCCCCGAGUUUGCCAACGCCACCGACACCUCCAACUUCGACGUGGUGGAUGACUGCCUGACGGACAUGGUGAGCGGGGGCGGGGAGACGCUGUCGGAUGUGCUGGAGAGCUCCCCGCUGGGCGUGCACCUGCCCUUCGUGGGCUUCUCCUACGCCAGCACCAGCCUCAAACAGAAUGAGCCGGGGGACAGGGGACAGGAAAUCGCCAUGGAGCUGGAGUGUGACCGGGGCCCCACUCCGCAGGACCAGACCCCCAACCUGCCCCCUGGAGACCUGGUCUGCAAGGUGCCCGACGGGCAGAAGCUGGAUCUCGCCGCCUUCCUGGAGCUGCAGGCAGCCUUCGAGUCGGAGCUGCACACGCGGGAGGGGCUGCGCCAGGAGCUGAGCAUGGUCAAGGUGGCCAACCAGACCUUCGCCAGCCGCCUGCAGGAGGCCGAGAGCCGCAACCUGGAACUGGAAGCUCAGAUCAAGCGAUUGGAGGCGCAAAUCGAGGGGAUGAAACGGCCCGGGGAGGAAGGUACCUAGGCCCUGCAUCACCAAGGCGGGAUACCUGCUCCUUUGUACCGGCGGCUUUGGGCUGGCAGCGCCCAGCCAGGACCUGGGGGAGCCA